Rhizoctonia solani is the source of this 2712-nucleotide messenger RNA. RefSeq names its product AP-3 complex subunit delta-1. The coding region runs from base 1 to 2712 and encodes 903 amino acids. The record is from RefSeq and is a predicted model, not a curated record. The transcript has 13 exons. Lineage: Eukaryota; Fungi; Basidiomycota; Agaricomycetes; Cantharellales; Ceratobasidiaceae. Gene Ontology annotation, cellular component: AP-3 adaptor complex; membrane coat; endosome membrane. Gene Ontology annotation, biological process: Golgi to vacuole transport; protein targeting to vacuole.
AUGUGGGAGCGCACGCUAUCAGAUCUGAUCCGUGGCCUUCGCGCCAACAAGGGCGAUGAGUCACAAUUUAUUGCCAAAGCAGUAGACGAGAUUCGAACCGAAGUCAAGAGCAAGGAUAUGGAUCUUAAAGCUGCUGCGGUGUUAAAGCUUGUUUAUUUGGAAAUGCUUGGGUACCCGAUGCGCUGGGCCUCAUUCUAUGUCGUGGAGGUUAUGUCGAGCCCGAAAUUUCACUUAAAGGCUGUCGGAUAUCUCGCUGCAGUCCAAUCUUUUACUGCGGACACGGAUGUAUUGAUGCUUACUACGAACCUACUGAAAAAAGACCUCUCGAAUGCAAUGGCUCCUACCCUUCCUAUGGUCUUGAACGGAUUCUCGCAUCUCACCACUCCCGACCUAUCGCGAGACCUGGCUUCCGAUGUAUUUGCUCUUCUCACCCAUUCGAAACCCAGCGUACGCAAGAGUGCCGUUGUCUCGCUCUUCAAGCUCCUAACCACAUACCCUGACGCACUUCACAUUGGCGUAGAACGGCUUAAAGAGCGUUUAGGGGAUGAUGAUCCUGGUGUGAUUUCUGCCACGGUCAAUGUUUUAUGCGAACUUGCUAGGCGGUCUCCCACAGAUUACUUGAUAUUGGCACCGCAGCUGUUCCAUUUGCUCACUACUGCGUCAAAUAAUUGGAUGCUGAUUAAGAUUGUGAAGCUGUUCGGAUUCCUUGCGCCUCAUGAGCCCCGGCUUGCCAAGAAGCUCUCAGGGCCACUUUCUGAUUUAAUUGAAAACACUCCUGCAAUUUCACUCCUCUAUGAAUGUGUGCAUACAGUAAUCGUUGGUGGUAUGCUGCAAGGUAGCAUGGCAAGGGCAUGCAGUGGCAAGUUAGCAGUAUUCUUGGGUGAUUCAGAUCAAAACUUGAAGUAUAUUGCGCUCCUUGCGAUGGCCAAAAUCGCCCCUACGCACGCCCAUCUUGUUGCCGAACACCAGGAUGUCAUUUUCUCUAGCAUUGAAGAUUCCGAUAUGAGCAUUCGUAUGAGAGCGCUCGAAUUACUCACCGCUAUGGCAAACCGCCAUAAUAUUCAAUCCAUCGUUCAGCAACUCCUUGAUCACUUGAUCAAGCCACCGGCUCAGCCUACCCAGUCGGCCUCUUCCGCCCUCCGUGCAACAUUAACUCCUGGUUCUACAACUACUCCAGCGGCCACACCGGCCGUGACUGCACCUUCCAGAUCUCAAACAGAAGCCUAUCGCUUGGUUGUCGCGCGUCGAAUUAUUCAUAUGAUAAGUCGAGAUGCGUAUUCGGCCGUUCCAGAUUUUGAGUGGGCGCUUUCGGUUCUGAUCGACCUUACAUACGUAAUCUGUGGCUCUUCGUCACCCGGCGAUCCUCCUUCUCGAUCAUCCACGUUUCCUCCUCAAUACGCCUCAAACCCUAAAUCAGCCUCCGCGAUCGACUCGGAAAUAUCGUUUCUAUUCAAAGAUAUAGCUGUGCGUGUCCGUGCCGUUCGUCCAAGUGCUGCGGCAUUGUCUGCCAAAUGUAUUGCGGAUGAACAAUUUUGGGCGUUGGGUGCUUGGGAGGUCGUGGGAGCUGCUGUAUGGAUAUGUGGAGAGUAUGCCUCUGAUCUCGACUCGCCACUGACAACCCUUCUUGACCUCCUCCAACCUGCUUCAUUAGCUCUUCCGAAUGCUCUCUCUAUUCAAAGUGCGCUCAAGGUGUUUGGAUACUGGGCCGCCUCGCGAGCAGAGCGGUGGAAUGAUGGGGCCAGUGCUGAGGUUCUGAGAGAGGUAGAACGAACUUCGGAAAGUUUGAGAGCGUUUGUGGCAAUUGGUGACCCGGAGGUCCAAGAGAGGGCGGCAAAUGCACUGCAACUAUUCAGAUUUAUUCAGGCCGAUGUUUCUGGGUUCGAGGCGAGGCGAGGCGAAGCUGCUACGCGCGAGCCCCAAGAACCGUCCGAGUCUGAACCGGCACAAUCUGAGCCUGGCAGUACACUUCCUGAAGCUGUCUCGACCGAACCAAAUUAUCCCAAGAGCAUGUACCUCCUCCAGCCUCUUCGACUUUCCUUCGAACUCAAUUAUGUCGCUCCGCAUGCUCAGAGUGCUGUACCGAUUCCUGAUGGCUUAAACCUCGACGCUUGGAUAGUUCCUCCGCCAAAGGUCAAAUAUUUAGAAGAAGACGAACAACCUAAAAAGGUCAAAAAGAAAGGCAAGGGAAAGGAGAAAGAGAAGGAGCGGGAUCCAACCAAGAAGAGAAAGAGUAAAAAGGCCGAGGAGAUCAACGAGACGCCUGAAGAGAAGGCCGCAAGAGAAAAGGCCCGCGCUGAACGAUUGGAAAGGCAAAAAGAUGAUCCCUAUUAUAUUUCGGACAAGAAACUUACAACUGAUGAUUUACCGAGGGCAAGUUUCUCCUCUGCCUAUAUGUAUCAUCAUCUGACCAGGCCCCCAGGAGGGCAUGGUUCAAGAUUUGUCGGAUUUAAGCCUCGAAGUGUUGCCUCCCAGGUGGCCGUUGUUGAUGUCGCAGGCGAGAUGCCAACUCCUCGAUCCGGUCUCGGUACCCCUCUUUCAGGGCCUGCAGGCUCUACGUCUCCUGUGCCCUCGCCCCGUCCUACCGCGCCUAUUAUUUCGUCAUUCCCUCAGUAUGAAGUUGAAGAUGAACCUAGGGCAACGACACCUGCUCCUGAGCCGAUAAAAGUUACCAAGGUCAAAAAGAAGAAGGCAAAGGCUAAACCAGUUGUUUGA